UUCUGUGAAUGUUUGGAGUUUGGCCAGCGUUAAACAGCACAAGCUGGGAGAAAGACUGGACUAUCGACAGGAAUUAUGGAAGAGGGAGUGGACUGACCUGCGAGAGAUUUACCAUCAUUAAAUGACUGUAACACAACAAUAAAACCAUUUGUGACACAAGAAGAGGGCACGAUUUGUGUUUGGAUAAACGUUUAUGACUCCACUGUUCAGAUUUCUCUGGAAUUUCUUAUGGAUUAUAAUGUUUGGUUUGAUUGUAAUAUGAAACACUGGUUAUCAAAGAAGUGGCAUUGAGAUGGACAUAAAAUUUAAAAGGGAGGACCCGUUGUUUCCUGAGUAACAAACAAUAGUCAUCUGUUAUUCCACAAGUGUGCGUGUUUACAGUGGUGUACAUACAGCGAGUUGCUUAUCAAGGUGUGUCUGUAUAUGGUGUGUCCUGGUAGAUUGUAAUGGCUUUUGUUGGGUAUAAAAGCAGGUGAUCGUGAGUCCUCCCUCCCUCGAGCGAGAGACAAGAGCCAUCUCAUGAUCAGAUCACAAACAGAUUAUCAGUCUAAAUGAGCAUUAGAGGAACUCGCACAGAGGUGUCUGACAAAACACUCAUAGAGUUUUGCCACUAUCUACCAUUGCUUGAUUUUGGAAAUUUGACAGCCCAAGAGAACUCGAAGGUGCAACUGAUAUCGCGUCUGUAAGACAGUGUUCUGCGCAUGACUUCACCCUGAAACAAGAGCAGCCAGAAUGGAUCAGAAAGGAAACUCCAUCUCUGUUUGAUACUGAACUCACUUGCGGACCUACUUGUUGUGACCAAAUUGGUAAGCGCCGCCAUGUACGUGCUGUGCACCUUGGUGUUGCUUUCUCUCCACAGCCUGUUCAAGAGACCCAAGUUUCUGGAGCCCCAAGAACCCGAGGCUGUGGAGGACUUCAAACAGCCCAACCCGGUUGCAGUCAAACCUGGACGUAGGAAGAGGAGCAAGCACUCCUGGUCAGGAAUUUCUAGAGACCUAGAGACUAAAGUCCACAGGCAAUGUGGUUUUGAAAGCUGUCUGGAUGGAAUGACCAGCAAAUCAAGUCGAAAUAGAUGUGCACAACAGGAGAACGUGCAUGUCAGGAAGAGAAAAGCACAGCCGGUCCAGCGGUGCGGUGCGGGUCUGCUCGGCCCUGCGGUCAUGUACAGCACACGAAAGACCUGGGACGUCAGCCACACCCCCUGCCUUCAGGAACUCUGGAACACAGACCUCCCAUUGGAUGUUUCAGCAAGUUCUUUGGAUAUCCUGAUGAGUGAUGGUGAGGAGGAGAGCUCCUUCCUUUCACUGCCCAAUUCUGUCCUUCAGCGCCAUUGUUUGACCUCUGACCUAUCUGAAGCGGCCACCUCCGAGCAGCAACAGCUCCUGAUACAGACGCUGCAGGAACGGGUUUGUGAGUUUCAGGCGCGCCUCCGCAGUGAAGACGCUGCUAAAAGACUCCUGCUGCAGAGCCUGGAGACGCACGACCACCACAUCAACCAAGAACAUCCAUCAAAUAACCAAGAACGUCCACUUGUUCACCAAGAACCUCACGAGCAGCCCAGACAGCUAAGCAGUCGGCUCAACCAAGCUGUAUCGCCCACAGGUACCAGGUUAUCUAAUGCUGUAAAUCAGAGGCCUGUGGAUUUUAACGCUUUACAAAUAAACAAGGCUCAAUCACAAGAACUGCUCCAAAAAGACGAAGGGGAACAACUCGCUAUCAUCACAGGGCUACGCACACAGGUCAAGGAGCUGGAGGAGAAACUACUGGACCAGACGCAGGAGGUGGAGAGACUGCGCUCUGAGCUGGGGGCGACAGAUCUGGAGAAACAGCUGGAGGUGCUGGAGACUGAGAACCAACGUCUCAAACAGGAGCUGAGGGCUAGUCACGGCCAACAGCCUCAGACCACCUGCUCUACCUCCCACUGCCCACACAGCCAGGUCCUGCGAGGCGAGCUGUGUCGUAAAGAGGAGGAGUGCCGCGAGCGGGAGCGGCGUCUGUCUGCGCUGGAGCAGGAGGUGCAGGUGAAGACGGGUGUGGUGGUAAAGCUCCAGCAGCAGUUAGAGGAGGCCGCACGGCACAGACAGCAGCUCCAGAGGCAACUGGAGGAGACGUCGAUGCACAGGAGCCAGAACGAGGAGCAGCUAACCUCACAACUUCAUGAUGCAGAGGAGGCUCUGUCACGCCAGGCUGCGCUGCCCCCGCAGGUCAAGUAUGUGACUAGGAUGGUUGAAGUGGAGUCGUCUCAGUGUAAGCAGGCUUUCAUGGACGCUCAGGGUCGUAACCAGACGCUUCAGGAGCAGCUGGGUCUGCAGAGACAACUCCUCAGAGAACUGGAACAACAGCUCCACGAGUCCCAGAGAACCAGCAGUCAGCUACGUCAACAGAUACUCAUGCAUGAGGGUGAGAUGGAGAGAGCUCAGGGUCAGCUGGAGGCCGAGAUGCAGAGUCUGGAGGAGGAGAAGAACAGAGUGAUCGAGGAAGCGUUCAUCAGAGCCGAGAGUGAGAUGAAGGCCGUCCACGAGAACCUCGCAGGCGUGCGGAUGAACCUCCUGACCCUCCAGCCGGCACUGAGGACGCUCACUUGCGAUUACAACUGUCUGAAGAGGCAGGUGCAGGACUUCCCUUACAUGCUGGAGAAAGCCAUCGGCGAGGCAAAGCAAGAGAUCUGUCAGGUGAUCGGAGAGGUGAGUAGCGCAAACCAAGAACUGUUGAGAAAAUACAAGCGCGAGAUGAACCUGAGGAAGAAAUGCCAUAAUGAGCUGGUGCGCCUCAAAGGAAACAUCCGUGUGUUGUGCCGAGUACGUCCCAUCUGCCCCGGAGAAGCGGAUGCUGCCGAGACCAAAAACGUUGUGACCUUUGACCUUGAUGAUGACGCUGCUCUUUACCUGUCCAAUAAGGGCAAGCUCAUGACCUUUCAACUUGACAAAGUCUUUCCUCCUCAGGCUACUCAAGAGGAGGUGUUCCAGGAAGUGCAGUCUCUGGUCACCUCCUGUAUCGAUGGCUUUAACGUAUGCAUCUUUGCCUAUGGGCAGACAGGUUCUGGAAAGACCUACACUAUGGAGGGCAUUCCUAAUGACCCUGGCAUUAACCAGCGCGCUCUCCGGCUCCUCUUCUCUGAAGUGUCGGAGAAGAAGCCAGACUGGGAUUACAAAAUCACCGUUAGCAUGGUGGAAAUUUACAACGAGACGCUUCGAAAUCUUCUGGGUGAUAAUCCGAAUGAGAAGCUUGAUAUAAAGAUGUGUCCGGAUGGGAGUGGGCAGCUGUAUGUGCCAGGACUCACAGAGUUCACCGUGGAGAGCGCAGGGGACAUUAACAAGGUAUUUGAACUGGGUCACAUGAACAGGGCAACGGCUUGUACCAAUCUAAAUGAGCACAGCUCUCGCUCUCACGCUCUCCUCAUCAUCACUGUAGCGGGUUUCAACUCAUCAACAGGCCAUCGUACCUCAGGUAAGCUGAAUCUAGUCGAUCUGGCUGGUUCUGAGCGAAUCGCCAAAUCGGGUGCUGAGGGCAGCCGUCUGCGUGAGGCUAAGUGCAUCAACAAGUCACUGUCUGCGCUGGGUGAUGUCAUCAAUGCCCUGCGCUCAAAACACUCACACGUGCCCUUCCGAAACUCCCGCCUCACUUACCUCCUGCAGGACUCGCUGAGUGGAGAUAGUAAAACCCUCAUGAUGGUGCAGGUGUCUCCUCUAGAGAGCAACGUCAGCGAGUCUGUCUGCUCUCUGAAGUUUGCUCAGCGCGUUCGGACUGUUGAGAUCGGCCCCUCGUCUUCAUCACGACGACAAGCAGAGAACUCUUCAACAUCCUCCUCACCUACUCAUGACAGCGUUGAGCUGGACUCUCCUCCCGUGACCCCUGUCCCAAUUCCCAUUUCAAGGGCCAGUAGUGCAGGUUCGACCCUCUCCUCCACCUCUAAAAGCAGCACCCGCCAGAGGUCCCACAGCCAGCUUUCCACAGAUAGAAAGGUAGACAGAAGCAGCCCAUUGGCUGGGGACGGUGGGCAGGUAGGUGGGGUUUUAUGUGGUUGGUCGCUUGGCAUGAAAUCGCUCAGCAUGGCAUGGUGCCCCACGCGUCACCUGGUCAAUGCCUACCCAUCUAACACAGCGGCUUUAACCCCAACAAGCUUUGUGCGAGUGUGGAUGUCCGUCAAGAUAAAUGUUGCCCAGUCUGUUGAUUUUGUUUUCGUCUUGUUUUGCUUAACGUUUUUGUCUUAUUUAUUUGUCGUCUUUUGUGGGUUCUGUAAUUGUGCAUUGUGUAUUUACUGUAUGUCAUUGUUAAUUACAUGUGUGCGAGAGAGGUGAUAAGUGUGUGUGUUUUGUUCAAUUACCCCCAGUAUAGAGGUCUGUGCGAUCGGUUUGUAUUUCACGGCGGUGGAAUUUUUUUCCACGUCCACCCCUCAAUUUCCAGGUUCUGCAUUUUCAAACGGAUUAUUUAUAUAAUGAUGCAAAAGCCUAAAUCAUGAAAUUAUGAAAUAAAAUGCCAUUAUAAACAGCAACACGGGGCUGUGCAGUCGCCUGUCAAUGACGUCAUAUCUAUGGAAGCAUAUGUGGUGCAAAAUUCUAUUUGCAAUGUAAUAUGCGAAAUGGCAAUGCAGUAUGUAAAUUUACAAUGCAAUUGUGUAUCUAAAUAUACAUUUCAAAUAAUGUAUGUGCAACAUUAGGUGCAAAAUGAAAAUAAAAAUUCAAUGAUAUCAAUUAAAUUUGUCAGUUCCUACACUAGUUUUGAUAAGUUAUUUAAAUAGAUAUUUUUAACGCUCUUAGGUUGCAAAAUGAAAAUGCAUUCCCGGGAUUGUACAUGUUUAAGAUAGUCAAGCAAAACUGUAGCAAAAAGAAAAUUUUAAUGUUAUUUUCCCUUAAUGCAUUAACAUUUACAGGUUGAACAUUUGGGAUUGCAUUUUCAUUCACACACAGCACGUUGAGUGGUGCAAAAUUCAAUGUGGACUUGAAAAUGCAUUUCGAGCUGACCAUGCCCCCUCCCCGGUACAGCGUCAUUGCGUGUGGGGGCGUGGUCAGCUCGAAAUGCAUUUUCAUUUUGCACCUAAUGUUACACACAGCUCUUAUUAAAAAGACACAAAUUACAGACAGUUCCAACUUCAAGAAAUGCCGCCCACUCUCGCUUCCAAAUCAAAAAUAUAAUCAGAGCGACAACAAAUUCACGACCUCUGGGAAUGCAGACCCCUAACCCCCCACAGCUUUUGUUUGGCUGGGCUGCCCUGUGGUGAUGGUGACAUGACGAUGUGUUUGUGUUUUUUAAUACAAAUGUGUAUCGUGAGGGUAAAAAAGUUCAACCUUAAAAUUAUACAGAAAGAUUCUCCUGUGAAAUGAGUAAUAACUCAAUUAGCUCAGAGAUUUCUUCUACACUUAAUUUUUUUACAAUUAUAGCAGAAUUGUUAAAAAAUGAAGACAAGAUAGCAAGUGAAAUCUCAGCAGCGUAUUUUAAUAAUAUCUGUUGUGUGGUUUUCACAGGAACAGCGUGCCGCCCCUGCGUUUUAUUUCACUGUCAUUAAAACGUAAACCUCACAAAAUACGUCAUCACCGCUUAUGUGAAUCACAGGCUUCAUCUCUGCCUUGUUUUUUCGUUUAUAGGACGAUUGAAGUUGAUAGCGUGACAGACGCCACAACAACGGACCACUGAGAGAUGCCCACCUUCAGUGCCGUUCCUCCUCCACAGCUCUCGACCAAUCAGCUCCCUCCUUGAGGAUUCUACCAAUGAUAUUCUGCUUCCUGGAAAGGAAGGAGCUUAACUGGCAAAUCAGGUUUUGUGUUAUCAACCACGACCAUGAGAGACCUCCACCGAAUUGACAUUCCUAUUCAUUGGACGUGAUUUAUAAUGAUACGUAAUUGAAGAUGAGGACCACCCCCUGAUCUCUCGACAGCGUCUGCUGCCUAAGGACGUAGAGAUCCUUCUGUUACUGCAAAGUAUUCCCGGGCAAUAAUGCACUUUAGUCGAGUCAUUUUUAGUGUUAAUGUUACGUGAAUGAAUUUGAUUUACAACGCUUGAAUGUGCGUGUUUGUAUAUCUGUGUGUGUCCGAGAUCUUAAAGGGUUAGUUCUCCCAAAAAUGAAAAUUCGUCAUCAUUUACUCAGCUUCAGGUUGUUCCAAACAAAGGUAGAUAUUUGAAAGAAUGUCAGUAACCAAACAUAUCUCAUCCCCCAUUUAAUGCCAUAGUGGGGGGCGAGAUCUGCUUUUUUACUGACAUUCUUCAAAAUAUUGUUUUUUAAUUUCAACAGAACAACAAAAUGUAUAAGGCUUUGGAACAACCUGAGGGUGAAUAAAUGAAGAAAGAAUUAUAAUUUUUGGGUGAACUAUCCCUUUAAAGAGAUCCUUGACUCCUUAAGAUAACUUUUUCUUUAUCAAUCUCUUGAAUUUUUCUGCAAGAACAAGUCAAACCUUAAGAGCUGACACACAUUGAAAACCAUUUAAUUAUGGCAAUAAGAAAUAAUGCAAAAAGUUUGUUUCUCCGUAGCAUUGUGUAUUUUUUGUAUAUAAUGUAGAAACUCCAAGGCCAUUUAAAGCCUGGAUGUGUCUUCAUGAUGCAUGCAUGUUUUGAGACUGUCAGAAUGUGCUCACAUUUUUUUUCUUUUUAUGACAAUCAUUAAAUAUUUUCAUGAUGAACAUAAUGGUAUACAGUGUUUGCUGAACUCGGCGAGUAAACAGGAUGAGGACUAGAUUUGUAAAUAUGUAUGUAUUAAUGUGACUCCUCACUGAGCUAACAGUACGUAAACAGUGGACACGUUUGACUUGAACUGUAAAAAUCCACCAGUUUGUGGCUCUGAGGGUCUUGCUUGUAUUCACAUUGAUGUACGUUUGUAUACAGUUUUGUUUUGUACACUGUUUUUAAUAAAAGCUCUGAACCAAA
Messenger RNA from Triplophysa dalaica, 6855 nucleotides. It is a transcript of the gene kifc3, whose product is annotated as kinesin family member C3. The record is from RefSeq and is a predicted model, not a curated record. The transcript is spliced from 21 exons. NCBI's taxonomy places the organism in Eukaryota, Metazoa, Chordata, Actinopteri, Cypriniformes, Nemacheilidae. Gene Ontology annotation, biological process: microtubule-based movement. Gene Ontology annotation, molecular function: ATP binding; microtubule binding; microtubule motor activity. The coding region runs from base 819 to 4298 and encodes 1159 amino acids.